AAAACUUAUAUAUAUGGUAAGCAUUGUGUAAGGUGCUAGAAAUAUAAGGAUGAGGUCUAGUAGGGCAAAUAGAGGCAAAAUAUAGAUAUCUAGAGUGCAGUGUGAUGGGGAAUAUAUAAUGUAGUUGUUAUUGUAGUUAUCAAAUUGUUAAACGAUCAAAUCAUUAUUAAUGGUUAAUGGAAUUAUGGUGGUGAGAGGGGCCAGCCAGGGGUGGGUAGGAAAUAAGAAAUGUGAUUAUUGAGAAAUUAGUUUCAUAAUGUCUGUUCUGCUAACUGUUCCUUUUUUUUAAUUAUUGAAGUGAAAUUCACAUAACAUAAAAUUAACGAUUAAGCAGUUGCUGCCAUGCUCCCUUCCCCACAAUCCCUGGCAACCACCAAUCUGCACUCUGUCUCUGAAUUUACCAAUUCUGGAUAUUUCAUGUAAAUGGGGACUCAUACAAUAUGUGAGCUUUUAUAUCUGGCUUCUUUUCCUUGUAAUGUUUUUCAGUUUCAUCCACAUUGUAGUAUGAGUAUUUAAUUUCUUUUUAUGACUGACUAAUAUUCCAUUGUAUGGAUAUGCCACAAUUUGUUUAUCCAUUCAUCUGUUGAUGACAUUUGGGCAGUUUCUGCCUCUUGGCUAUUGUGAAUAGAGUUGCUAUGGACAUGUGUGUACAUGUAUUUGUUUGAGUACUUGUUUCCGAUUCUUAUUUCACCUAGGAGUAGAAUUGCUGGGCUGCAAUUGUUAUAAACUAAAAUUAUAUUCAGUUUAGAAAAGAACUUCUUUAGGAAAGACUUUAGAAAGAACUGGUAAAUGUUCUAAUUUUGUAUCUUGUGGUCUUUUCCUCUGAUAAAAAUGAUACCAUUUAGAGCCAGUGAAUAACUUGCCAUGCAGUUUCCUGAUUUCUCUCCCCCUGGCUGUUGCCUUUACUAGUUGGAGCAUUUCGGUAAUGCAUAACCAUGUUUCUCUUCUUGACUUUCUCUUCACAGUCUACAAUGAUUAUUCCAGACCUCCUUCACUGGCCUCAAAAUUAACUUUCCCUUUACCCAUCUCAUUUGGAGCAGAUGACCUUUCUUUCAACUUCUCCAAAAAGUUAAAAGCCAUCAUCUGGGAACUCCCUAGAUGUCCCAGACCAAAGCUGUAAAGCUUCUUGCAGCAGUCGCCAAUCCUCAUUGCCCUCCUAUUAUGAUAGAGGAAGUGUCUCUUAAUAAAGGAUGUCUUUGUACAUCUGUCCCCUUCCUACUGCAUUCAAGGUACCUGCUAUCUCUCAUGCUCUUGUUCAUUCUCUCAUUUGUAUUCAUUCUCAUUUCUUUCUUCUCCCUUUCCCUCUCUCUUGCUCUUCAUCAAUUAUAAACUUGCUCAAGUAUUUUCCAACUUCAAGUUUCACACCCUCAAGUUUUCACUUUCUCCCUUGCUCUUUCUGGGUAGCAUCUUGAAAGCAUGCUUACACUUAGUGCACUCACUCUUGCCUCUCGUUCACUCCUGACCUCCUCCAGCCUGACUUACAUCCAUCACUUCACAAAAGUAGCUCCUCCAGGGAUUAAAACAGCAGCAUUUGACACACUUGAUCAUGCGUCCUUUAAAAACUCUUACACACACCCUCCUGGUUCCUCCGCCUUUUUAGGCAGCUUCCUCUGCCUUCCUUUGUUGGAUCUUCCUUCCCUAUCUGACCUGUAACAGGGCUUCUAUUUGUUGGCUUUCUUAAGAGCUCAGUCCGGGCUUUCUUUUCCUCUCUAUUUAUAUUCUCUACCUCAGCAAACUCCUGUGGCUUCAAAUACUACAUAAGUGACAACUUCCAAAUUCCACUCUCUGCCAAGACCUUCUGAAAUCCGGACCCAUGUAGCCAACUGCCAUUUUGACAUCUCCACUUCCUUUUCAAACAUGCCUAAGACCGCGCUUCCUAAUAACCAGCAUGCAUUCCUUAUCUCAGUAAAUGGUCUACCCAGGUGCUUAAGCCUGAAACCCAGGAUCAUCUUUGUGACCUCUUCCUCCUUCAAACACACUAUCCACUCCCUUACCAUACACUGUUGAUUUUAUUCUAAAUGUAUCUCAAAUCUAUUCAUUACAUCUCUCGGUCAUGAUGGGAGUUGAAGAAAAAAAUAAGUCGUGUGCUCAAAGUUUCUAUCCUGGAACAUCAGAAAACUCUAUGAAAUUUAGAAAUAAAUGUUUGGUUUCAAGAGAAAGCUUACCCUGAGCUUUUGACAACCACGGUAAAUAUUUCCCCAUUGAGUCAGAAACCCAGCCCCAUUGUCCUCACUAAUUCUUUUUAUAUCUUACAGUUCUUCACUGCUUAUUAGUUAUUUAUAUUAUUUGACAUGAUGUCACUAGUACCCUUAGGUGAGAGGAGGUAAUCUUUGUUUCUGAAUUUAAAUUUACCUUAAAACUUAAUGUUAUACAUUGUGGGGAAGGGGAAAAAUAAAAAGGUACUAUCUUACCUUGUUAGCCAGACUACAGAUUGGCACAACCAUUUGGAAGGCAAAGUGACCCUAUCAAAGUUUUAAGGGUGUGUUCCAUUAUUAGAAAUUUAAUUUAUAGGUAUAUCAUCAAAGGAUGCCCCCAAAAUGAAUGAGGAUAUUCAUUACAGCAUUAUUUGUAAUAGCAAAAAAUCUGGUAGCUUAAGUAUAUGAAUAAUACAUCAAUAUGUUAGAUACAGCCUUUAAGAAAGAGCUAGAUUCCGAGUUCCAACCCGGACCUGUACGCUGCUGCGCUGACGUGGCUCCCAGAAGUAAGGCUGGCGUAGGGCCGCCAUGUUGCAGCAGGAUAGUAAUGAUAACACUAAAGAUGUUUCACUGUUUGAUGCGGAAGAGGAGACGACUAAUAGACCAAGAAAAGUCAAAAUCAGACAUCCAGUAGCAUCGUUUUUCCACUUAUUCUUUCGAGUCAGUGCAAUCAUCGUCUAUUUUCUCUGUGAGUUGCUCAGUAGCAGCUUUAUUACCUGUAUGGUAACAAUUAUCUUGUUGUCAUGUGACUUUUGGGCAGUGAAGAAUGUCACAGGUAGACUAAUGGUUGGCCUACGUUGGUGGAAUCACAUUGAUGAAGAUGGAAAGAGCCAUUGGGUGUUUGAAUCUAGAAAGGAGUCCUCUCAAGAGAAUAAAACUGUGUCAGAGGCUGAAUCAAGAAUCUUUUGGUUGGGACUUAUUGCCUGUCCAGUGCUGUGGGUGAUAUUUGCCUUUAGUGCACUCUUCUCCUUCAGAGUAAAGUGGUUGGCGGUGGUUUUCAUGGAUGUGGUGCUACAAGGUGCCAACCUGUAUGGUGACUUCAGGUGUAAGGUGGGCAGCAGAAAGAAUUUAACCAGCAUGGCUACUUUAUAUUUUGGAAAACAGUUUUUAAGACAAAACACUGGAGAUGAUCAGACUUCCUGAAUAGAGAAAGCUUAUGUGCUUUGUUACAUUGGGGAACAACUGAAGAGAUAAGUCUUGACUCUGAACCUCUUAGAGCUUAGUCCGUGUUGCAAUGAGGAGUGUUGGCUUUGUUUUUCCACUUAAAAACUUUAUUUAUAAAAAGGAAAAAUAGUUUCAUAUUAAGUUUUUAUUUCCUUUCCAGCAGUUAGGGCGAGAAAGUAUAUGUUGGCACUAGAAACAUUGUCAAGAUUUGUUCUGUGGUGUAGGUAUGCACAUUCCAUAGGUGUGCACACUGCCGUGUAAUAUCAGUAUAUCCCAAGUUAAUGAAAGUGUUCAUUUAUAUAGGUAAUGGAGACCUUUGCAUUUUGAUCCAUAGAACAUAGGAGGAUGUUCUUAGUCUGUCUCAAAGCUCUAUAUGUUUACAUAUUAUUUCUGUAGAUUGUUUUCAGGAGAAAGUUUUGCUUCCAUGGUAAGAGUGAGCACUUUGGCUUCUGUGUAAGCUAGAAAUAAUUGUUAGUUUUUAAUAUGUACUUCGUGGGGAAAUUUCUUAGACGUAUGCAGGCAAGUGAAAACAGUUAGGGCCAGUGGUAUUAACUACUUUAUAAAAUUUUAUUUUUAUUUGUAAGAAGUCAUCUACUUAAGCCCCAGUUAAUAUAAGUGGAAUCAUCGUAGUUUAAGGAAUACCCAGAGAUUGCUGCUGUUCUAUUUAUUUUACAGAAAGGAUAGCUAGAUUGAAAGCUCUUCAGUGGACCUUGAGCUAAUAGAUCUUUUACCACUAAAAGAGCAUUAUUCUCAUGUCAUAAUGAGAAUAAUCAUUUACAUACUUGGCAUAAUAAAUGCCUAAAAGACAUUUUAUUUUCUGAAUCUAUUUUUUUCUUGCUAUAAUGGGGAUACUGUAAAUUAUGCAUUUGUAUUAAUGGUAUUUCUUAAAGCAAUCUAUGUAACUGUAAACUAAACCAAUCUACAAACUAUUGUAGGCAUCUGUAAGUUCUGUUGUAGGUAUUAUAAACCUUGUUGAAGUCUUAAUCAGCAGAUUAUGUUGUGAAUGUAUUUGUACAUUGUUAAAAUAGUUUUUAAGAUUAUUUGUUUAAUUGAAUAAGUGUCUUACUGGAGUGAUAGCUUUGAAGGUGCAAAACUUUAUAUUUGUAUAAAAUUCUGCUGUUUACAAGGCAAAAAAAAAAAAAGAGAGCUAGAUUCCGUGAUAUUCUUUAAGCAAAUUACCAAACUAUAUAAAUAGUAUUAUCUGACACAUAUACUUCCUUUGCAUAUUUUAUAUAUAACAUUGGUGGACAAUUCACAAAACAUCUUCUCCAAGCCAUAGAAAUCUAACAGUGGUUACCUCUGGGGAGAAGGACUGAAGGUCUGAAGUAGGAUAGAUUAACUUUCACUUUUCUUUUUAAAAUCUCUUUUAUGUGCAUGUAUACUUUAUUUUAACAAUAAAAAUGUAUUAUAAAACAGGGAUUCUUAAGAUACUAACAGUACACAUAGUGUUCUGUUUGAGUCCCGGGCUCAGAAGGAGACCCUUCAUGAUUUGACUUUCUCCCCUUUGACUGCAAAAUAAACUAUUCACAGCAGAGAACUAUAAAUUUGUGAAUCUUUGUGGAACUAAAAUUUUUAAAGCCUUAUGGUUUUAUAUUUGGAGAAAAGAAGUGUUAUUUUCACCAAGUGUCUAAUGUAAUAGUAGUGGUAAUAAUUCGUAAUAGCCACCACCAUUUUAAACAUUUAUUUUUAAGAGAAAGGAAAAGUAGUUCAUCAGUCUUUUGCCCUUUCAGUAUAAUUGUUUUCAAGUCCUUACCUGAUUAAACAAGUGCAAUUCUACAUUUGGCCACUACACUGCUAUCUGAUGAAACACUGAAACAAGUAUUGAAUGGAAUCCAAUUAAUCCCUCCUGUAUCCAAGCUCAAAAGAUAAUAUGAGGGAGCUGGCUUUUCUAAACUGUCUUGUUUUUACAGGAUCAGGCCUUCACUUAAUACUAUUUAAACAAUGCAUAAUAAAUGUUUGCCAAAGUCCAGCCACUUCAUUCUCUUAACUACCCUAACAUCUGUUUGAGAAACGACUGAAACUAGGAUCUGUUUAUUACCUAGUACUGACUUCAGAGUCAAUACAUAGUCAAUUAUAGAGUAUUCUUUAGUUUUCCAUCUUCAGAGAUGGUUCAUCUAAUCCUCACUUGACUGCUCAGGUUUUUUUUUUUUUUCACUCCUCAUAAUCCUGAAGUUUAUUCUGUCCAUUGUCCUGUAAUUAAGUAGUAUACAUUGGAGCUUCUCUCUAACUCACAGAUAGCUGUUCAUCACCUCUCCCCUCUCCCCUUUCCCACCCUCCUUCAUACCCCAUAACUGAAAUCUAGCUAUUCAUAGAGAAUUUCCAAGACCAUGGCUGCCUGCCAUUAUGCUCCCCAGAAAGUGUCAUUUUUGCCUUGUUUUGGUAACAUGCAAUCCUCGAUGUCCCACUGAAAACUCAGGGCCAGAGCCAUGCUUUGCCUCGGCUUGCUCAACUCAAACUAAGCUGCUCUUUGUUAUUAAUAUGCUGCAUACAAUGUGUUGUUUCCUUUAGGGGAAAAAGGCACUUUAAUUACAUCAUAUUAAGACAACAUUUCACACUUUGGGAGGUCAACGCGGAUGGAACACUUGAGGCCAGGAGUUCGAGACCAGCCUGAUCAACAUAGCAAAACCCCGUGUCUAUUAAAAAUACAACAAAUUAGCCGGGCAUGGUGGUACACACCUGUAAUCCCAGCUAUUCAGGAAGCUGAGGCACAAGAAUCACUUGAACCCAGGAGGUAGAGGUUGCAGGGAGCCGAGAUCACACCACUGCACUCCAGCCUGGGCGACAGAGGAAGACUCUGUCUCGAAAAAAAAAAAAAAAAAAAUUUCAACAUUCUACUUAUGGAAACAAAAGAGAAAAGGCAUAUCUUGGUUCAAAAAGCAUGUGAAAUUUUUGAAUUAGGGUUAUAAGUAUCACAUGAAAGAAGUUGUUGUAUUUUAAAAGUUUUGUUUUGUGUGUUUAUUUGUUUGUUUGAGACAGAGUUCUUGCUCUAUUGCCCAGGCUUGAGUGCAGUGGUACAAUCAUAGCUCACUGUAUAGCCUCGAACUCCUGGGCUCAAGUGAUCCUCCUACCUCAGAGCCUCCCAAGUAGCUGGGACUACAGGUGUGUGCUACCAUGCCAGCUAAUUUCUUAUUUUUUAUUUUUCUUUGGUAGAGACAGGAUCUCAGUAUGUUGCCCAGGCUGUUCUCAAACUCCUGGUCUCAAGCCAUCCUCCCUCUUCAGCCUCCCAAAACACUGGGAUUACAGGCAUGAAGCACCGAGUUUGGCCUUACAGUUUUUUUAUAUUGGAAACAAAUCUUAAAAUUUUGUUCUAAAAGCACUCUAAACCAUUUAAGAAGCAGGGAAAAGGAACUAAAAGAAGAUACUUUUUUUUAUGGAAAACCUGCUAGACAAAUUCUAAAAGAGUUGUAAUACUUAAGAUACUUUAUAUCUAAACUACCAUAUUGCUGGGAAUGACAUUUUCAGUUUAUCAUUGGAUAAGCUACCUUUCAUUUUUUUGGAAUUGGGAUUAAAAUCAAAUUUUUACUUUUCUUGCAUAAAAGCAGAGCAAAUUCAAAACACCUCUAUUGACAUAAUAUUGUUUUUAUCUGUUGUGAUAAGGAAUAAGUAAAAAUUUCAAAAUUAUACACCCUUUUCUCCUUGUUGAAAUGUAAUAGGAAACUGUAAAUGUUAGCCCUAAGAGAUAAAAGAUCAUAAUUCAAUAAAUUUUUUUCUCUAAAUGAAAUAGCCAUCUGUAUCCAUGUUCACAUAUGUCUACCACAAUUGCAAAAGACAGUGGUUAAUACAUGAGGAAAUUAGUCUCAUUACUUUAUGAUCAUGCUUUAUAUAGAUUACAUUGGAAUAGUCUUCCUUUUAAGAAUUCAAAUUAAGGGAAUAACUGAAAGGAGGAAUUAACUUUAUACACAAAAAUUCCACCACAGCAUUAUUUAUAGUUAAAAAAUUGGAAACAACCUAAGUGAUAAACAGGGACUAUUUAGCAAACUAUGCCAUAUCCACCUAACAGUAUUUUAUGUAGCCACUAAAAUAAUAAGAAUAUUUAUCAUUGUAGUUACAGAGUGAUCGGAGUAUGUAGAAGCAGAGAAUCAAAAUUUAUGCUUAAAGACAGAGGAAAUAUAUGGUAACUCUAGUUGUGUCUCUCUGGACGAUGAUAUUAUCGGUGAUUUUCUUUUUUAGUUUUUUUAUCCUACUGUUUUCUAUUUCCAUAUUUUGUGUAAUGAACAUAUUUGGCUCUUAUCAUGUGUGAAAAGAUUUUUUUAAUAAAAAUGCCUGGGACCCAGGCUACUUAGGAAAGAUGGGAUACAUACAGUAAGUAAAUGGAUUUAUAACCUCAUCUCCCUCCAUCCAUGAGGGUGCUUUGCCUGCCUCUUGUGAGUUUUGUCAUCUGGAAAUAUACAGCUGUUGUAGAAUUCUCAACCUGGGGUUAAUGUUUUGCACAGAGAAUACAAUGCUACCUGUAUGAGAUAUGCUUUUUUAUAUCUGUCCCCCUUUUUUGAUAAAAUGAAACAGGUUUACACCUUGUUUUAAACCGUGAUUCUAAACUUCAGGACUUCUUAGGACCAUGUGUUGGAUUGUUUAGCCUUUACCUUUUUCAAAAAUAAUAUGCUUUGAAAAUGUUCAAAUGUGAGCAAUUGUAACAUGAAGUCUAUUUAUCUUUGUUACUUAUUUCUUUUGUUUCUGAAAGGAUGUACGCACUCAGUGUUUUGAACUAUUUAUCCCCUGAGGAUUCUGUAGUUUGUACAUGUAUCCUCUUCCUGCAUGAUGGCCAUGGAAGAUACUGAAUGUUACUCAACUUACUAAGAGGUUGGAGGCUAUGAUGUCAUCCCAGUAGUACGGUUCAUCCACUCAGCAAGGCAUCAGGAGAGAAUGCUCUUGGUUUCAGUUUUGACACAUGAAGCUGUUGCCAGACUGCCUCUGCCGCAGGAAAGCAGUACCAGGCCAGUGUCUAGUCUUUGGUUACAGCUACAGAUAUGAAAUCUUGUCAACACAAGCACAGUGUGUCAGGCAGUUGUGCAAGGCUGAGUGACGUUCAGUGGUCUAAGCCUUUUUUCCCUCCAUGCAGAUAAUAAAAAUGGAGGGUGAGCAUGGAGGCUGAAAAGGGAGGAAGAAGGUCUCCAGGCUUAAUCCAAGAAGGUCCCAGGAAAACUUGAUAAAGCAUUCCUGAUCCCACAACUGUGAAUGCCUCUCUGAUCAUUAAAAGAGUCUGGUCCUCUGUUUUCAGGGUCCCUUACCCCUUCCUCAGUCGUGGAUAAGCACCAGUACAUUCUGCCUGACUUCUGUGUUGCAUGACAAUUAAGCUGUCUGUAUCAUUCAAGCCAUGUUCUUCCUGGAUGGUCUCCCUCUAAGGUGCAGAUAUCUGCUGUGACUUAUACAUUAAUUUUGUUACUAAUUUGAUGAACAGAAGUUCUGAAAGGAAGUUUGAUAUCUGCCAAAAUUAUGAGUCUAUACCUAUAUGAUCGGUACUUUUUAUAAGUAGUAGUUGCUCUCAGAAUAGCCUGUGUCAAUUGUGAAUGGCUGGUUUUAGUUGACAUCAACAAGUAAUACUAUAAUUGUGUGUUUUUGUUUUGAGACAGAGUCUCGCUCUGUUGCCCAGGCUUGAGUGCAAUGGCAGGAUCUCGGCUCACUGGGUUCAAACGAUUCUUCUGCCUCAGCCUGCUGAGUAGCUGGGAUGACAGGCACCUGCCACCUUGCCUGGCUAGUUUUUAUAUUUUCAGUAGAGAUGGGUUUCAUCAUGUUGGCCCGGCUAGUCUCAAACUCCUGACCUCCAAUGAUCUGCCAGUCUCGUCCCGGCCUCCCAAAGUAUAAUUGUGUUUUACUACUAACCCAAAGUAGCAAUGUACCUGAUCUCUUGCUAGGGCAUAGUGCCUCAUAUUCAAUAUAAUAUGUCCAGUAGUGUCCACCUAUGGGUGCAGAUAAAAGCUAAAAAAAAAAAAAAAAAAAAAAAAAAACUGGGUAAUCAACAUACUUAACAAAAUGGCUGGUUACUUGCAAUUCUGCCUCCUCCCCUUCCAUUCAUGUUCUUCCUAACAUCGCUUUAAAAAGAUCUUCCAUUCACAGCUACUGCUGCUGCUCUUUCCCAUGGAUUUCUACUCCAUGCAGUACCCAGACACCUAACAGAUAUGCUCUAAAUAAAUGAAUGUGCCUGGGGGAGGCUGAUGGCCACAGCUGCUUUGAAUAAUACUUGUAGUGGGAGGUUCUUGCUUCUUGGGAAAGUUUUAUAGGCAAUGAUGAGAGCGUUAAUUGGGGAAAUUAUUCUCCUACCUUCAAGUAGUACAAGUAGGGUUGUUUGGCUGCUUGUUUGGCCACAUAGAAAAUGGGAUAGAAAACACAAAUGUUUGUGUGUGUUGUUUUAUUUUAAUAAUUGGUGGUUGGUGUCUACGAUAUUGUGAAUAUAAUUAGAAAUGUAUAUGUGUUCUUUGUCUCAGGUUCCUGGCACAGAACUCCUAAAGUUCUCCUAAAUGUCCUGAGUAAUAGAGCAUCAUUUGUUAUACAUUUGGUCUUAGUCCCCAGUUCUUGACAAAGAGCUUCUUUCUAAGAUCCUUGGACUCUCUGGAGUGAUGAGAGUGGUUUUUGUAUGCUACUGAGAUGACAGGUAGUUGAAGGUCUUUAGGUAGCUUCCAGAUAGGGGCUGAUCACCAGAAAGACCAAGGCAUGGCCAGAGGAAAGGUGGUAUACCUAGAGAGGGCAUGGGAGCUCUGUGCCCCUUCUCCCAUACCAUGCCCUAUGUGUCUCUUCCAUUUGGCUAUGCCUGAGUUGUAUGUAUCCUUUAUAAUAAACUACUAAUAAUAGGUAAGGUGCCUUCCUGAGUUCUGUGAGCUGUUCUAGCAAAUUAUCAAACCUGGGGAGGGGAUUAUGGGAACCUCCCAACUUUAUAACUCAUUGGUCAAAAGUCUGAGUGGCUUGGACUAACAAUUGGCAUCUGAAGUGAGGGCAGUCUCUUGGGAUGGAGCCCUUUAACUUGUAGGAUCUGACGCUAACUCCAGGUACCUAGUGUCAGAAUUGAAUCAUUGGACACCCAGUUGGGCAUCCAGAAUUGGAGAAUUGGUUGGUAUGAGGGAAAAGCCCACACAUCUGGUGUCAGAAGUGUUGGAAAUAGAAACAGAUCAGAGUGACACGCAUCCAUGUUGUGUGUUACCCUCAUGGUAGCAGGUACCUUUCUUUCCAUGUUAGCAUGAAAGUGUGAUUUCUGGUCAUAGAUGAUACAGCUGACAGGACUGCUGUCCUGGUAAAUGAAGGCACCUGAAAUGACCCAUGUACAAUCAAGAGAUGCUUCCAAGACUAACCAGCUGUUGUCAUCAGAGUGUUGGUUUGCAAAUCAAGUUGUUGCAGAUGUAUGCAUCAUUCAAAGAUGCCAUUCACCCAAAAAACUUAUUGUGUCUGAUAGAUUUGUCUCACAAAUGUGUGCUUUCAUUGUUUGGUUUUUGUUUUAAACCAAAAAGGGAACCAUUGAUAUUUUCAUUACUCUUUCUUUUUUAUUCUUUUGAGGAUUCCCUUGGGAGAAAGGAAAGAUUUUCCUGCUAGAGAUUCUCCAACAGACAUGGACCACCAUGUUCCAGAAGUAUCAACCUUUGAACUGGAGAACUGUUCUAACCCUUUUCUCCUCUCAGUUGUCUUUUUCUUGAGAUUCUGCUUCUUGAAUAUGAUUAUCUUAAAUGCAGACAGGCAUUUACUUUAGCAUUCCUAGAAGAAUGUUAAAGUACGCAGGUCUUUGGGUGCUGUAAGAUGCACAGGUCAGCUCCUUGGUUAUUUUGUUCCUAGUAAAGUACAUUGGGAAUAUACGAUCCUCAAUCAACUUAGGGAAAAGAUCUUUCUGUUAGCGCACAAUUGAUUCAAAGUAUCACAGAACAUCUUAAUGUCAGGAAUGUGCAUAUCUUUUUUAAAGAAAUUUUAUUUCUUUUGCUUUGUGUAGCAGCAUCUUGUCAGUUGCUUCAGUUCUAAACAGGCUAUCAAUGAAGUUUUGUGAUCCUGUGGCCCCAAACCAAACAAAAACCCAAACUUAUUUCUGUAUCUAAUAGAUGAUGACAUUCAUAUCAAACAGUGAUAAAAUAUUUUUAAAAGCCAUGUGACAGCUUAGAUUCUUUCUGAACUUUACCUAAGACUGUGCUCUGCUCUGCAGUCAGCACAAGACCAACUGAAAAACAGGGGAUGGAGGCCACGUGCCUGCGUCUGCAGGCCUCAAGGUUUUAUUGCAAGGAGGAGACACCAUGUGCCCUGCAUUUGAGCCUCUCAUUCCAGCCAUCACCACUCACUAGAAAAUUCUGUCUUCUCUUCCCACCAUUUAAGUAAGAAAGGCACAUAAAUAAUUUUUUUAAGCAUAUUGACAACCGUUAAGCAGACUCUUAAUCAUUCUAAUCUUGGUUUUCAUCCAUGGUUUGAAACAAAAAUC
Messenger RNA from Pongo pygmaeus (Bornean orangutan), 11739 nucleotides. RefSeq names its product Golgi apparatus membrane protein TVP23 homolog B-like. Lineage: Eukaryota; Metazoa; Chordata; Mammalia; Primates; Hominidae. Gene Ontology annotation, cellular component: Golgi membrane. Gene Ontology annotation, biological process: protein secretion; vesicle-mediated transport. The record is from RefSeq and is a predicted model, not a curated record. The transcript has a single exon. The coding region runs from base 2724 to 3338 and encodes 204 amino acids.